This is a messenger RNA of Homalodisca vitripennis (glassy-winged sharpshooter), 961 nucleotides long. RefSeq names its product UPF0545 protein C22orf39 homolog. Lineage: Eukaryota; Metazoa; Arthropoda; Insecta; Hemiptera; Cicadellidae. Bases 218 to 661 code for a protein of 147 amino acids. The record is from RefSeq and is a predicted model, not a curated record. The transcript is spliced from 3 exons.
AGGUUAUAAUAAAUGUACUUUUGUAUUUUAAAUAAUUCAUUAAUGUUGCUGUUGAAUAGAAUAGAUCAGUUAUAUUUGUGAAUUUGUUUUAGUUACGAGUUCCAAACUAUUUUGAAAACUUAGUUUUGUUUAAUUCUUCAGUUAAUUGACAUUAACAGUUGAAGUUUUGGUUAUAUUUUAAAAAUCUCCAUGCGAAAAACUAGAACUUUAUUCCAAAAUGAGUAGUUCUUCUGAUCAAAGCAAUGAGGAAAAGCCUGUAAAAAAUGAAUGGAUGAUACGGCCGUGUCACUUGUAUGAAGAUGAGUAUGACGACUGCACAAGUAUCCGAGCACGGUUUCAACAGUAUUUCGUGCUUGGACAGUGGGAGGAUUGCACCCCCUGGAAGCACGAUUACUACAACUGUGAAAAGUGGAAGAAUAACAAGGAUAAAGCUGCCGCAGAGGAGAUAAUUGCCAAUGAAGAGGCACGCAGGGUUAAAAGGUUGAGUGCCCAUUACAACAAUCCUGUGUGGGAAAACAGACCGGAGCCUCCUCCAGACUGGAAUGCUCCUCUACCUCCCUUCCUGGAGGAGAAACUGAAAAACACCUAUCUGGACAUUAAGGCCAGGGAACUGCGGGAGGGCAAGGUUCUCACAGCCGACAGGAUGUGUACUAUCUUGUGAUCUUGGCAAGAUGCGACUUGUCUAGUGUCUUCAUUACGAAGAAUAGUGUGAUGCAUGCGUUGUAAAUACUCAGAUGUGUCACUGACAAUGUUGGAAAUGUGGCAGGUCAAGUGUACACUAGGCCUUCAGCUGUUGAGCAGCACCUUGCAAGGAAAAAAGUGGUUCAAAUAUGUGUAAAUGUAUCACCACUGCCACACAGUAUCAAGUGUCAUAUGGUUUGUCAAUUUACUUUAAUACUGUUUCUAUGUAAAAUACGAGAAAUUUUGUUUAAGUACCAUUUUGGUAUAUAUAUAUAUAUAU